AGAGAUGGACGCGGAGGAAGCGGCGGCGGCGGCGGCGGGGAACAGCCUGACCCCGCCCCAGCCGCCCCAGCCGCAGGCUGCCCCCUGCCUGGCUGGGGCCGCGGAGGGCUUCCCGGGCCCGGAGCAGCGGAAGUCCCCGGUGGCGAGACAGGGCGCUGCCAGGGCUCAAGGCAGCGUUCAUCAUUCUCCUCCUCCAUCUCAUCCCCACAACAACAACCCUGUGAGCUUGGGGGAAAUUAUUGCGGCCAAACCAGGGAAAACACCAAUUCAGCUGUUGCAUGAAUAUGGCACAAAGGCUAACCUCAAUCCUACGUAUGAAUUUGAAAAAGCUGAAGGACAAGUACAUAUGCCUAUCUUUACCUAUAAAGUCACUAUAGGUGACAUAACUGCAACAGGAGAGGGUCCUAGCAAGAAAGUUGCAAAACAAAGAGCAGCAGAAGCUGCACUGCACAUCUUGAAAGGCAGUUCUAAUAUUUGUAUUUCUGUGCCAGACCACUUAAUUCCUGAACCUUUCGAUCAAGCUCAGAAUCAGGCCAAUCCUAUAGGAUCAUUGCAGGAGCUGGCUAUUCAGAAAGGCUGGAGACUUCCAGAGUAUUCACUGGCCCAGGAGACAGGGCCACCUCAUAAAAGAGAGUUUACCAUGACUUGCAGAAUAGAAACAUUUGUGGAAACAGGGGUGGGGACUUCUAAAAAGUUAGCCAAGCGAAAUGCUGCUGAGAAAUUACUUGAAAAAUUCCACAGUUUAUCUGGAGAUAGUUUUACUACUUCUUUAGGAAAUGAGCAGAGUCAUAAUUUGCGAUGUACGUGGGACACCUUAAGGAACUCAAAUGGAGAAAAAAUCAUGUUGCUGAAGAGAAGUUCCCUCAGUAUUCCCAAUACAGAUUAUGUCCAGCUCCUUGGAGAAAUUGCAGAUGAACAAAGUUUUAAUACAACGUACUUGAAUAUAGAGGAACUGAGCGUUAAUGGACAAUUCCAGUGUCUUGCAGAACUUUCAACUAACCCAAUCACAGUUUGCCAUGGGACUGGAAUCUCCUGGGGUAACGCGCACAAUGAUGCCGCACACAAUGCACUACAGUAUUUAAAAAUCAUGGCUGGAAGGAAAUAAGCUUCAAGCAAAGGGAAAUAUUUAGAGAGAAGCAUCACUCAGAAGGAUACAUGUAUCCAAGCCAAGCAGUUUCCAAACUACUGAGGCUGUUUUUUAGUCACAUCACAAAAUCGAUAGAUACAAUUAUCCAUUAUAAGGAAAUAAUCUAAAUCCAUUAUUGCAAGGUUUUUGUUUUGGAUAGCUAGACUCAGGAAUCCCAGAUCCCUGCAUAACUGGAUGCAUGGGAUGAGACAUGGAAUUCAGCUUUCUAGAGUCUGAUGGGUCAGAAUCCUCAGGGCUAAAGUAGACAUGACUCUAAACCAUGGAUGGGCAGAAGUUAAAGUGGGAACGAUCGGUAGACGAGUUGCAAUACAUCCACCAUGCUUUCCAACUUGAUUUCACAAGUAGGAACAAGAAAAAGCCACCUGUCCCUCCUAACUUAGGCAGCUGAAAUCAUGAAAAUUUGGAGGGAAUCACGAAUAGAGUUAUGUGUGAAACUGGUCUGCAAGCUUCAAUUCUGGUACCAAAAGCGCAUUGCUAGGGUCAGCAUCUUCUCAAAUAUACCCUGUCCAGCAAUUCAGUCUUCAUCAAGUACUAUUUUGCACCUGGCUCUACUUGAUGAACCAAAGUGAAAACUAAAGUAGAUCACAUACGGCUAAAGUCUACCAUGACCUGCUAGAAACAAAGAUCUACACCCCAAAAAGCAGCCACCCCUAUAUUGACAUCACAGUGAGAAUGCUGUGACAUAAUAAUACCAAAUAAAUUCUAUUAGAUAUUACAGGGAGUGAUGGUAGAGAGAACUACAGGUGUGGCUACCCUUUUAACUGUAUGUUUAGAAUAAUGUCUACUUUGCUCCUCAGAAAACAUACCUUCAAAUGAAUUUCCAAGCACUACACAUUCCCUUCCUUUGAAAGCACCCUGACUUCAGUACUGCAUGUCUCUGUUACACUUCUUGCAUUUCAUGACAAAAUUGCAAAGUCUAGAAAAAAGGAAGUUUAGGAAUUAGAUACUACUGACAUGGAAUACUUUGGACAAAAAUGGCCAUCUUUGUGAUUUAUUGCAAUUAGAGUAACUUAUUUUUUCUGGCUGAAUUGGGGUCAGGGUUUAAUGCGGAAUACUAGAAUUACUGUAUUUACUGUAUUCAGCUUUAGUACGAUGAAGUAGCUUUGAGCCUACGUGGCAAACCUACUAAAGCUUGCAGGCACCUUCAGAAAACUUCUGUGUAUGGGAUCUUAAAACCAAAGUUGCUGAUAUCUGAAACUAAGGACGUUUCUGCUUCGAAAAGCUUUAUAUGAUGUGAUGGACAUGGAAUAUUAUACAGGUUCCGGUAUUUGAAUUUCUCAGUGUGUGAACUGUGGCCUUUUUAACCCUAUGGUUUGAAGACUGAAUUUUUAUAGAAAUAAUUAUUGACAUCACUGCCAUUUUUCAUAAGGUGUCUAUAAAAGUCAUUAGUCAUUCUUUAAUAAAUUGUUUUAAAGAA
Molecule: messenger RNA, 2564 nt
Organism: Varanus komodoensis (Komodo dragon)
Lineage: Eukaryota; Metazoa; Chordata; Lepidosauria; Squamata; Varanidae
Gene: PRKRA
Product: protein activator of interferon induced protein kinase EIF2AK2
Exons: 9
Coding region: 5-1105 (366 amino acids)
Source: RefSeq, a predicted model, not a curated record